Molecule: messenger RNA, 426 nt
Organism: Arctia plantaginis
Lineage: Eukaryota; Metazoa; Arthropoda; Insecta; Lepidoptera; Erebidae
Source: the annotation of a GenBank genome assembly
AUGUUCGAAAGGAAGACGGACGUACACAGGCAUAUGGGUGGAGCCUGCCAAGCAAGAGCGGACAGGGACAGAAAGGUCCCAGUUCGUGUACAUCUCUAUCUUCGGGAGGAAGUACCAGUGCCAGUGCCUGUAUUCUGCAGGCCAAUAGCUGAAAAUGAACCACGUAUGACGUUGCUGUGCGCAGCUGCCGUCAAUUUAAAUGGAGGUCGAACCCCAGAUGGGGGCUGCAUGAUCGGCGAGAGUGUGUUUUAUGCCAACCAGGAUGUCAAGACUGAAAACACCAUGUCGUUGGCGUACGAGAUGAGUAAGGCCCAGUUGGUACACUCCCCGGAGGUAGAAGAAAUAAAUCAACAGAUCGAAUCGACUCACAACGUGGAGUACACAGAAAAAAACCUUGUCAUCCCUAGUCUGGAUUUGUUCCAGUAA